Messenger RNA from Bradysia coprophila, 1684 nucleotides. RefSeq names its product tRNA (guanine(10)-N(2))-methyltransferase TRMT11. Gene Ontology annotation, molecular function: nucleic acid binding; tRNA (guanine(10)-N2)-methyltransferase activity. Gene Ontology annotation, biological process: methylation. NCBI's taxonomy places the organism in Eukaryota, Metazoa, Arthropoda, Insecta, Diptera, Sciaridae. Gene Ontology annotation, cellular component: cytoplasm. The record is from RefSeq and is a predicted model, not a curated record.
GAAACCGAUCCUCCAAUCAAUUGAGAAGUUUACAAUGAUUUGUCAAAAUUCGAUGAGAUCACAUACUGUAAAUUCUGCUAUUUUGUUGUUGACAUUGACAUCUACUACACCAUGGAACACACGUGCUUGAUGGAAAUCAAAAUGUACAAUUCAGAUUUAAAUCCGUAAUUUAAUUCGUUUUUGUAAGUUAAAAAUGGCAAGCUGGCAAAAAUAUGUUUUAUUCUUUGCACAGGAACACGUUGGAUUCCGUGGUGCUGAGAUCAAAUCGCUGGCACAUAAAUUCAACAUUCCAAUCAAAUAUUCGGCUAAUCACAAUGAAGAGCAACCGUUCUGGUUAGUUGACCUACCUGAUGACCAAUCCGCUAGAGAUCUUGCAUCCCGUUCUGUAUCGCUAAGAUGCAUCCUACAAUUGUGGGGCCAUUCAGAUUCCACCACAAAUAUCCACACCGUGGUACACAAUUACGUGAACACUAACUUCAACGACUUGAAAUCCGUUUUCGAAAAGUCCUUCCGAAUCACAGUCGAAACGUACAAUAAACACAUCACCCAAAAGGAGAAAGUCGACAGAAUCGAAACUUUCGGUUUUUUACCACUUAAAGGUGAAGUGAAUUUGAAGGAUCCCGAAGUGAACUGGUGGUACAUUGAAUAUUAUGGGCUCGAUAACAAUAACGUUCCAGAGAAACCAUUCGACAUAGUAUUCGGAAAGUGGCUCGUCGAUGGCAGAAGAUCGAUAAUUAAGGACAUCUCAUUGAAAACUCGAAAAUUUAUUGGAAACACUUCCAUGGAUCCACAGCUGAGUUUAUUGAUGGCCAACCAAGCUCUAGCCGGAAAGGGAGAUCUCGUAUUCGAUCCGUUUGUCGGAUCUGGUUCGUUACUAGUAGCAGCAGCUAAGUUCGGUGCUUAUGUCAUGGGCACCGACAUCGAUUUUCUUAUGCUUCAUGCCAAGACCAGACCGAGUAGAAAAUCGCAAAGUAUUCGGGAAAAGGACGAAAGUAUUCGUGCAAAUUUGCGACAAUAUGGCUGUGAACAAUUGUACGUUGAUGUGCUGGUGUCCGAUUUUUCGAAUUCAAUUUGGAACAGAAACAUUAUGUUCGACAGUAUAAUAACCGAUCCCCCAUAUGGUAUCAGAGAAGCUAUUGAACGCGUCGAACGAAAGGAGCAUUCAAAACCGAAUACGAUAACUGAAAAUGACGUUCACUAUCCAUCAACGAGUCACUACAAUUUGUCCGACUUGUACGAGAAUCUGUUACACUUUUCCGCCAAACAUUUAAAACUUGGUGGACGCCUAGUUAGCUGGAUACCUGUUUUUAAGAAUGACUAUUGUGAGGAGUAUUUGCCGAAGCACAAAUCUCUGCAACUGGUCGCUAAUUCAGAACAGGACAUCAGUGCUAUAUCAUCUCGUAGACUUUUGACAUGGGAAAAAGUAUCUGAACCAUGUGAUCAACCGGAAGGGACGAACAGCAAUGAAAUUAUUGCUGAAUUCCGGAACAAAUUCUUUACGUAUGGUGAGGAUACACGAGAAGAACGUAGAUUGAAACAGGCCAGACUACGGGCAUAUGGCAAAGAGCAGGCGAUGCUUCGAAAAAGUAAAUUAGAUUCUAAUGUAGAAAAUAGUUCUGCGCAGAGCGAAUAGGAAUUUGUAUUUGUUGGAAGAAAUAAAUUAAGAAAAAAGUUUGAAGUUAAA